GAUUCAUAAAGCUACCAACCGCACAAAGCCUCUCUUUUCUUGUUCUUCACCCAUUUCUCUUUGCGGACUUUGGUUUGAAGCUCUCAGCCAGCUCCAUUAAUGGCGUCCUUCCUCAGUUCUUCCACAUCAAUUUCUUCCCUGAGAAUACCCACCUCUCCUCUGCUCUCUCAAACCCAAACUCUUUUGCCUUUUAAUCUCUCACAAUCACAAUCUUUCUCUUCUCCAGCAUUACGAUCUUCAUCAUCCGUCUCAACUACCUCCAACAACUCCACAAUCACAUCACUUCUCUUCAAAAAAUCCAAACCCAACUCAGAUCAUCCCAAAUCCGCAAGAGUACAAGAACUGUUCGUGUACGAGAUAAACGAGCGAGACAGGGGAAGCCCAGCAUUCCUAAAACUAAGCAAGAAGGCUGAGAAUUCACUGGGGGAUUUGGUCCCAUUCAGCAACAAGCUCUACUCCGGCGACCUUCAGAAGCGGCUCGGCAUAACGACCGGCCUCUGCGUCCUAAUUCAGCACUUGCCUGAAAAGAAAGGGGACCGCUACGAGGCCAUCUACAGCUUCUACUUUGGCGAUUACGGCCACAUAACCGUCCAAGGCGCCUACUUGACUUAUCAAGACACCUACUUAGCCGUUACCGGCGGCAGUGGCAUCUUUGAAGGCGUUUCCGGCCAGGUCAAGUUGCAGCAGAUCGUUUUCCCUUUUAAGCUGUUCUACACCUUUUAUUUGAAGGGGAUCGCGGAUUUGCCGGCUGAGUUGUUGGGGAAGCCUGUUCCGCCGUCUCCCACCGUCGAGCCAGCUCCUGCGGCCAAGGCUUGUGACCCUUCCGCCGCCAUUCCUAACUUUACCGAUUGAGGCUUUUAGUGCGGAACUGCUGGUUUUAUAGAUGGUUGUUUAGCGAUGUAAUAUGGAGUGAAGUUUGUGUUUUGUAAUAGUUUUCAUUUUCUUUUUUCGGAUUUCCUUAAUGAAAAAUUGUUUGGAAAACCUGUAUUAAUAUUUUAUUCAAACUCAGUAUUCCCACAUUGCUAAAAAGACA
This is a messenger RNA of Cucumis sativus (cucumber), 1033 nucleotides long. Its product is annotated as allene oxide cyclase, chloroplastic. The transcript is spliced from 2 exons. NCBI's taxonomy places the organism in Eukaryota, Viridiplantae, Streptophyta, Magnoliopsida, Cucurbitales, Cucurbitaceae. The record is from RefSeq and is a predicted model, not a curated record. Gene Ontology annotation, biological process: jasmonic acid biosynthetic process. Gene Ontology annotation, molecular function: allene-oxide cyclase activity. The coding region runs from base 100 to 852 and encodes 250 amino acids.